Molecule: messenger RNA, 5034 nt
Organism: Knipowitschia caucasica
Lineage: Eukaryota; Metazoa; Chordata; Actinopteri; Gobiiformes; Gobiidae
Source: the annotation of a GenBank genome assembly
AUGAGCCGGAGGAGAGGUGAGCACCUGAAUCAUCCUGUCAGGGUCUUCUCUCCUUACGGGACACGCAGCAGGAGGCGCGGGAGCAUGUGGAGAGACAAGACUGAGGGGUACAUGUGUUUGUACGGCUGCUACGUCCACUCGUCCAUCAUCCCCACCUUCCACCGCAGGUGCUACUGGCUCCUCCAGAACCCUGAUAUCGUGCUUGUCCACUAUCUGAAUGUCCCUGCCAUAGAGGAUUGUGGGAAACCAUGUGGUCCAAUCCUGUGCUCCAUCAAUACGGACAAGAAGGAGUGGGCCAAGUGGACCAAGGAGGAGUUGAUUGGCCAGCUCAAGCCUAUGUUCCAUGGCAUCAAGUGGACCUGCAGCAAUGGAAACAGCAGCUCUGGCUUCUCAGUGGAGCAACUUGUGCAGCAGAUUCUGGACAGUCACCAAACCAAGCCCCCUCCCCGCACUCACAACUGUCUGUGCACGGGCACCCUGGGUGCUGGCAGCAGUGUACAUCAUAAAUGCAACAGCUCCAAACACCGGAUUAUCUCCCCCAAAGUGGACCCUCGCUCUGGCGCAUACAGCGCUCACUCCGAAGUGCAGAACAAUGAUGUGUCUGAGGGCAAAACUGAGCACAGCUCCCAUGGAGGAGGCAAAGUGUCUGGAGCAGGAGGUGGGGGCAGCACAAGGGAGAAACGCAACGGUAAAGUGCAUAAGCCCGUCCUGCUGCACCAAAACAGCACAGAGGUGUCAUCCACCAACCAAGUGGAGGUCCCUGACACCACACAGAACUCCCCGGUGUCCAUCAGCAGCGGCCUGAACAGUGACCCUGACCUGGCAGACAGCCCUGUGGUCACAGGCAUGGGGCACGUGGCCUCGGUCAUGUCCAGUCUGUCACAGAGUGUGUUCAUGUCCGAAGUGACAGGAGACCCAGUCUACAGCAUGUCUCCCACUGGUGGCCCCAACUCCCACAUGAUGGGCCCUGAUGCCACCUCCCAGGGCCUGGUCCAUAAGUUUGCCUUCCCCGGGGGAGGAGUGGGAGAGCCCGGCUCUGCUGCAGGAAACCUGUCCAUAUUGUCCUCUGCAGGGGUGUCAGAAGAACUGGUUCUGUCCAGUAGUCUGGACACAGGUGGCCUCAAAAUUCCAGAAACCAAUAUGAACUUUGACCCAGACUGCUUUCUUAACAACCCCAAACAGGGGCAGACCUACGGGGGAAGUGCUUUAAAGACAGAGGGAAACUCUUCUUCGAAUUGUUCUUCAAACGGCAGCAGUAACACGAACGGUCUGCAGCAGUCCCCUUCUCUGUCAGACAACAGCUACAGCUUCAACUCAGCUUUAGUCAAAAACAUCAAGACAGAAGACACAUCCUUUGAGCAGCAGCUGGCCAAGGAGAGUGGCUACCAGGUGGGGGCAGUAGUGAACUGUGGCAGUGGAGUGUCAUCAGGUCCUGGGUCAGGUCAGACUGGCCUGGGUCUGACCCCAGCUGGUUCUUUGCUGCCUUCUGGUGGAGGUCUGAGCCCCAGCACCACUCUGGAGCAAAUGGACUUCAGUGCCAUUGACGCAAAGCAGGAAUACACUUCCAAUGCAGCUGCAGUUAGCUACAGCCAGUCCAUGACCAGUCCCCACAUGCAGCACCAGACCCAAUCUCCCAACUUCUUCCUCCAGGACCCCUCUCAGAACAGUCAUGUCCAACAGGGCCGAAAGACACACCUGAUGGAGCACAACCACGACGCUGCGGCUUACAUGGGUCUCCAGGUAAAGACGGACUCUCCUGGCAGAAACGGUCACCUCCACCACCACCCCCAAAGCCAGCACAGGGCCAAUUGUAACGGCGGUUCUCCCACGGAAGGGGGUCAGGCUGGCUCUCUGCAGCUACUGCAGUACCAAGGGUCCUUCCCUGGUUUGACCAGUGAACAAGAGGUAGUAGGUUUAGAACAACAAAACAAUGUAAAUUCAGCUCAGACCGGGGCGUCGGAAAAUGGCACUGAUGGUUUAUUGAAGGCAGGUGAUCACAUUCAGGCCUGUGGAGCAGGAAAUGGGGACAGGGGCAUCACAGAGCACUAUUUGCACCAAACCUCAGAUGGCUCAGGAGGAGCAGAGAGCAUCCAUAAUGGAAGCGCCAACAGUGAUGGGAGUGUGCGCUCUCAGCAGCAGCUGCCGUCUCUCCUUCAGGGUUCAGCCAUGGUUCAAGGUUUGUACAACCACCAAAGUCUGACAGCUACCAGCAACGGAGGAGCAGGAGGACCAGGCAUGGAGAUCAACUUGGAUCACUUUGACAUCUCUUUUGGGAAUCAGUUCUCUGACCUCAUUAAUGACUUUAUCUCGGUGGAUGGCAGUGGAACUGCUAUAGCAGGAGGAGGAGCACUUUACGCUCACCAGCUCGUAACCUCACAAUGCGCAGAAACUCAAAAUACAACAAAUGGAGCGCCCCCUCAAGGCCAGGAGGAUGGAGAAACCCGGGGCACUGGGUAUAGCCCCUCAGACCUCUGCCUUCAGCCAUGCUGCAGUCCCCAGUCACUGAGUGGUGGGGCAGGAGGCGGAGGCGCAACUGGAGAGGCAGGUUCACUGUCCUAUAUGAAUGUAGCGGAGGUGGUGAAUGCAGCUGUGGCCCAGGGCACUCUGGGAAUGCUCCAGGCCACUGGACGGCUCUUUAUGGUCACCGACUACUCUCCAGAGUGGUCUUACCCUGAGGGCGGGGUAAAGGUGCUCAUCACUGGACCUUGGCAGGAGGCCAGCUCAAACUACAGCUGUCUGUUUGAUCAGAUCUCAGUCCCUGCUUCUCUCAUCCAGCCGGGAGUCCUGCGCUGCUACUGCCCAGCUCAUGACACAGGACUGGUGACACUACAGGUGGCCGUUAGUAACCAGAUCAUCUCCAACUCUGUGGUGUUCGAGUAUAAGGCCCGAGCACUACCUUCACUGCCAUCCUCACAGCACGACUGGCUCUCCCUGGAUGAUAACCAGUUCAGAAUGUCUAUCCUGGAGCGAUUGGAGCAGAUGGAGAGGCGGAUGGCUGAGAUGGCCAGUCACCAGCAGCAAAGUGGCACAGGGAGUGGAGGGGCCGGGGGCACUGGGAGCGCAAGUGGACCAGGGACUGGAGGGGGCAACAGCAGUCAUGUCCAGUGCAUGUCGAGUCAAGCGCAGCCCAGCAGUUCAUUUGAAAGUCGUGUGGUGGUGGUUUGUGAGAAGAUGAUGAGCAGAGCGUGUUGGGCCAAAUCCAAACAUUUAAUCCACUCCAAGACGUUCCGAGGCAUGACACUUCUGCACCUGGCCGCUGGCCAGGGUUACGCCACUCUCAUUCAAACUCUCAUCAAGUGGAGGACCAAACAUGCAGACAGCAUUGAUCUGGAAUUAGAGGUUGACCCUCUUAAUGUGGACCACUUCUCUUGCACACCACUGAUGUGGGCAUGUGCUCUGGGCCACCUGGAGGCAGCUGUGGUCUUGUAUAAAUGGGACAGACGAGCUUUGGCGAUCCCUGACUCUCUGGGCCGCCUGCCCCUGUCGAUUGCCCGCUCUCGGGGCCACACUAAAUUAGCCGAGUGUCUGGAGCAGCUGCAGAGAGAAGAGCAGCAGCCAGCCGCCCCUCUGCCCCCAAACCGUGUCUCCUUCUCCCAGGCCUCAGACACCCCCACGUCAGGCAGCUGGAUGUCUAACUGGCCAAACGACAGCCUCACCACACACACCAGCAAGAAAGGAGGUGCUUCCACCACAACAACCUCUUCAUCCAACACCAGCCUUAACCCAGACUUGAGAAGACCUCGGUCUGAGCCAUCCAGCUACUACAGCAGUGAGGCCCAAAAAGAUCUGCCUCAAGCUAAAAAACACAAACCAAAUCCUGAACUGUUUCAAGGCCGACCGGACAAGGCCAUGUCUGUUCCUCUGAGCCUGGAGCAGCAGCAGCUCCACAAGUUGUCCUCCAGUCCCAAGAGCCUCCCCUCAGAUGGCUUGAGCUCAGACAAAAGUCUGUCAGGAGGCACCGGCCGAUGGACCUCUCGAGAGGGCUUUUCAGGCAGGAAGGGGCAGGGCAACAGUGCAGGCAGCAGCAUGGGUAAAGAGAAGCUUGCGAGCCGCCUGCGCCAGCGUGAGCAACUCGGAAUGUUGGUCAUGGCCGACAAAGAAAUGGCUGAUGCCGAACUGCUGUCAUACAGAGAGGAUUUGGAAAACCAGGAUUGUCUCACACAGAUGGAUGACUUGCAGGUAAACAUGAUGACUCUAGCAGAGCAGAUCAUUGAAGCCACUCCAGAGAGAAUAAAGAGGGAGAACUUCAGCUCCAGUGACUCUGCUCCCUUGGACUCCUCAGGGGUCACCAACACCAUGAACUGGCUAGCCAACUAUUUAGGGGAUGUGGAGCAGCUCCCCAGCAUCAUACACUUACGAAACCUGUACAAUGAGCCCUUGACCCCGACAUCAAACCCCAGCCACAGUCCUGGGGGCUCCCCGGUGCAGGAGGGCUCCGUGGAGAAGGCCACACUGCCAUCGCCGGCCGACUGGAGCGAGUUUAUCAGUGCCUCCAACAGCAAAGUGGAGCGAGAGCUGGCCCAGCUGACUCUGUCUGACCCCGAGCAGAGAGAGCUGUACGAGGCUGCACGUCUCGUCCAAACUGCCUUCCGCAAGUACAAGGGGCGGCCCCUGCGAGAGCAACAGGAAGUAGCUGCAGCCGUAAUUCAGCGUUGUUACAAGAAGUACAAACAGCUUACAUGGAUAGCCUUGAAGUAUGCACUUUAUAAGAAGAUGACGCAGGCCGCCAUCCUUAUCCAGAGUAAAUUCCGCAGCUACAAUGAACAAAAGAAGUUCCAGCAGAGCAGGAGAGCUGCAGUGCUCAUUCAGCAAUACUACCGCAGCUACAAGGAGUGUGGCCGACUCAAGCCCCACCAUCGCGGAGCCGCUGCCGCUCGGGCGCAGCACAAGCUCAGAAGCAGUUUGCUCACUAAGAGACAGGAUCAGGCUGCAAGGAAGAUCAUGAGGUUCCUGCGCCGCUGCCGUCACAGGGUGAAAGAAUUGAAAAGGGCCAGGGAACAUGAGAAACCUCAAACAAGCCCCCUCGCCAUGUGA